Coregonus sp. 'balchen' is the source of this 19037-nucleotide messenger RNA. The record is from the annotation of a GenBank genome assembly. Lineage: Eukaryota; Metazoa; Chordata; Actinopteri; Salmoniformes; Salmonidae.
CUCCAAGCUCCCCCCAGGACGGUGAGGGUUUACAGAAGGAAGAAGAGUUUUGGGUUCACCCUGAGAGGCCAUGCCCCUGUCUGCAUCGACUCUGUCAUCCCAGGUAAGUGAUGACGCACUGCUGAUUAGACUUCUCUAUGUAGUGUGUUGUAUAACACUGUAUUGUCCUGGGGGAAACCUCCCCCGACAGUUUUUUUUCUUCUUGUCAAGACCAGUAUGUAGGGGAUGUAGUUUCAGGCAUUUCUUCUACGCCUGCUACGUUAGGUUAGUCUUUUGUUGUUGUUUUUUGUUUGUUUAAGGGGCCGUCUGAGGCGAUAAGCGGACUGUUCAGGGAUUCUAACAGAGAUUGAGAUGAGGAUGAAUGCAUGGAUGGAUGUGGACGUUGCUGUGUGUGGUGAUGGAGAGAUGUUCUGCUGUAGAGGUCAGGUUGUACCAGAGUGUUAUAAUAGGGGGGUUUACCGGAUGUUCCUCAUUGUCGGAGCUGAAGAGGGGGGAGGAGUGAGUGUGUAUGUGUGUGUGGAUGAUGCCUUUCGCCCACUCCAGAUCUGAGCAGAGGCCAGCAGUAAGUUAGUCACUGACUCAGUGGGCUAGGCCUUAUGAGGACUGCUGCUGUGGGUGGAUGAGAUGAGAUCUUGACGUAUAGGCAGGCGUCCACACAGGCAUCCAUAAGAACACACUGUCUCAUGUCAGAGAGCCUGCGUGGCCCUGUGGUACAGUACACCUACUUAACAUGGAUAAUAUUAUGCUUCAUUGGUUCCCAAAGGGCUACUACCAGCAUAACCCAAUACAUCAGACAAAACAUGGUACAUAAAAACAACAGCAGUCAAAUACCACAUACUGAUUUGAUUAAUGGUGCUAAUAUAAAUGUUGUGUUUUGCAUAUCAUUAUGGGUUAUGUGUCUUCUCUCCUUUUCUCUCUGACUGUCAUCCCCCUGUCUCUCUGAAUCUCAUCCCCCUGUCUCUCUGACUCUCAUCCCCCUGUCUCUCUGACUGUCAUCCCCCUGUCUCUCUGACUCUCAUCCCCCUGUCUCUCUGACUCUCAUCCCCCUGUCUCUCUUACUCUCAUCCCCCUGUCUCUCUGACUCUCAUCCCCCUGUCUCUCUGACUCUCAUCCCCCUGUCUAUCUGACUCUCAUCUCCCUGUCUCUCUGACUCUCAUCCCCCUGUCUCUCUGACUCUCAUCCCCCUGUCUCUCUGACUCUCAUCCCCCUGUCUCUCUGACUCUCACCCCCCUGUCUCUCUUACUCUCAUCCCCCUGUAUAUCUGACUCUCAUCCCCCUGUCUCUCUGACUCUCAUCCCCCUGUCUCUCUGACUCUCAUCCCCCUGUCUGUCUGACUCUCAUCUCCCUGUCUCUCUGAAUCUCAUCACCCUGUCUCUCUGACUCUCAUCCCCCUGUCUCUCUGACUCUCAUCCCCCUGUCUCUCUGACUCUCAUCCCCCUGUCUCUCUGACUCUCAUCCCCCUGUCUCUCUGACUCUCAUCCCCCUGUCUCUCUGACUCUCAUCCCCUGUCUCUCUGACUCUCAUCUCCCUGUCUCUCUGACUCUCAUCCCCCUGUCUCUCUGACUCUCAUCCCCCUGUCUCUCUGACUCUCAUCCCCUUCUCUGACUCUCCCCCCUGUCUCUCUGACUCUCAUCCCCUGUCUCUCUGACUCUCAUCUCCCUGUCUCUCUGACUCUCAUCCCCCUGUCUCUCUGACUCUCAUCCCCCUGUCUCUCUUACUCUCAUCCCCCUGUCUCUCUGACUCUCAUCCUCCUGUCUCUCUGACUCUCAUCCCCCUGUCUCUCUGACUCUCAUCUCCCUGUCUCUCUGACUCUCAUCUCCCUGUCUCUCUGACUCUCAUCUUCCUGUCUCUCUGACUCUCAUCCCCCUGUCUCUCUGACUCUCAUCUCCCUGUCUCUCUGACUCUCAUCCCCCUGUCUCUCUGACUCUCAUCUUCCUGUCUCUCUGACUCUCAUCCCCCUGUCUCUCUUCAGACAGCCCAGCUGAAGACUGUGGUCUCAAACCAGGAGACCGCAUCCUUUUCCUCAACGGGCUGGACAUGAGGUACACAAACCUUUUAUAACUUUACCUUAUGAUGCACACAGGACAGUGAGCCAACCUGAUGAGUUUCAAGUUUUAAUGUCACGUGCACAAGUACAGUGAAAUGCCUUUCUUGCAUUAACCCCAACAAUGCAGUAAUCAUAACAAUGUAAAACUAAAAAUAACAAGGUAGAACUAAAAUACACGAGAUAUAAGAAAUAAGAAGAACACGACAAAGUAAGAAGCUACUGUAUAUACAGGGUCAGUUCCAGUACCAUAUUAACAAUGUGUAGGGAUACUGGAGUGAUAGAGGUAGAUAUGUAUAGGGGUAAGGUGACUAUGUACAGGGUCAGUUCCAGUACCAUAUUAACAAUGUGUAGGGAUACUGGAGUGAUGGAGGUAGAUACAGUUGAAGUCGGAAGUUUACAUACACCUUAGCCAAAUACAUUUAAUCUCAGUUUUUCACAAUUCCUGACAUUUAAUACUAGUAAAGAUUCCCUGUCUUAGGUCAGUUAGGAUCACCACUUUAUUUUAAGAAUGUGAAAUGUGAAAUGUCAGAAUAAUAGUAGAGAGAAUGUUUUAUUUCAGCUUUUAUUUCUUUCAUCAAAUUCCCAGUGGGUCAGAAGUUUACAUACACUCAAUUAGUAUUUGGUAGCAUUGCCUUUAAAUUGUUUAACUUGGGUCAAACGUUUCGGGUAGCCUUCCACAAGCUUCCCACAAUAAAUUGGGUACAUUUUGGCCCAUUCCUCCUGACAGAGCUGAUGUAACUGAGUCAGAUUUGUAGGCCUCCUUGCUCGCACACACUUUUUCAGUUCUGCCCACACAUUUUCUAUAGGAUUGAGGUCAGGGCUUUGUGAUGGCCACUCUAAUACCUUGACUUUGUUGUCCUUAAGCCAUUUUACCACAACUUUGGAAGUAUGCUUGGGGUCAUUGUCCAUUUGGAAGACCCAUUUGCAACCAACCUUUAACUUCCUGACUGAUGUCUUGAGAUUUUACUUCAAUAUAUCCCACAUCAUUUUCCUUCCUCAUGAUGCCAUCUAUUUUGUGAAGUGCACCAGUCCCUCCUGCAGCAAAGCACCCCCACAGCAUGAUGCUGCCACCCCCGUGCUUUGGGAUGGUGUUCUUCGGCUUGCAAGCUACCCCCUUAUUCCUCCAAACAUAACAAUGGUCAUUAUGGCCAAACAGUUCUAUUUUUGUUUCAUAAGACCAGAGGACAUUUCUCAAAAAAGUAAGAUCUUUGUCCCCAUGUGCAGUUGCAAACCGUAGUCUGUAUUUUUUAUGGCGGUUUUGGAGCAGUUGCUUCUUUCUUGCUGAGCGGCCUUUCAGGUUUGGUCUAUAUAGGACUCGUUUUACUGUGGAUAUAGAUACUUUUGUACCUGUUUCCUCCAGCAUCUUCACAAGGUCCUUUGCUGUUGUUCUGGGAUUGAUUUGCACUUUUCACACCAAAGUACGUUCAUCUCUAGGAGACAGAACACGUCUCCUUCCUGAGCGGUACGACGGCUGCGUGGUCCCAUGGUGUUUAUACUUGCGUUUAUACUUGUGUACUAUACUUGCGAACGUGGUACCUUCAGGCAUUUGGAAAUUGCUCCCAAGGAUGAACCAGAGUUGUGGAGGUCCCCCAAAAAAUGUCUGAGGUCUUGGCUGAUUUCUUUUGAUUUUCCCAUGAUGUCAAGCAAAGAGGCACUGAGUUUGAAGGUAGGCCUUGAAAUACAUCCACAGGUACACCUCCAAUUGACUCAAAUUAUGUUAAUUAGCCUAUCAGAAGCUUCUAAAGCCAUGACAUCAUUUUCUGGAAUUUUCCAAGCUGUUUAAAGGCACAGUCAACUUAGUGUAUGUAAACUUCUGACCCACUGGAAUUGUGAUACAGUGAAUUAUAAGUGAAAGAAUCUGUCUGUAAACAAUUGUUGGAAAAAUGACUUGUGUCAUGCACAAAGUAGAUGUCCUAACCGACUUGCCAAAACUAUAGUUUGUUAACAAGACAUUUGUGGAGUGGUUGAAAAACAAGCUUUAAUGACUCCAACCUAAGUGUAUGUAAACUUCCGACUUCAACUGUAUGUAUGUCACGAUGGUUUAUAGACUGGACGGACCAAGGCGCAGCGUGAUAAGCAUACAUGUUUAUUAAACGAAUAAACACACAACAAAAACAACAACCGAAACGUGAAGUCCAAGGUAGCACACAAACAUACCAUAACACGGAACAAGAUCCCACAAAUAACAGGUGCCAAAAGGCUGCCUAAGUAUGGUCCCCAAUCAGAGACAACGAGCUACAGCUGCCUCUGAUUGGGAACCACCCCGGCCAACAUAGAUCUACACAUUCUAGAUCUAAACAUAGAAAACAAUAUAGCAAACACAACACAGAAAAUACACACCCUGACUCAACAAAUACAAGUCCUCAGAGUCAGGGCGUGACAAUGUAUAGGUAAGGUGACUAUAUACAGGGUCAGUUCCAGUACCAUAUUAACAAUGUGCAGGGAUACUGGAGUGAUAGAGGUAGAUAUGUAUAGGGUUAAGGUGACUAUAUACAGGGUCAGUUCCAGUACCAUAUUUACAAUGUGCAGGGAGUGAUAGAUGUAGAUAUGUAUAGGGGUAAGGUGACUAGGCAUCAGGAUAUAUGAUAUGUAAACUGGUGUGUGUCUGUGCGCACACACAUGCAUGGAUGUGUGUGUGGAAUGGUAUUUGAGAAAAAGAUUUUAGGAAGUCCUUUCACACGCUUUAAAGGUACGUAUUAUUCCAUUUUAUUCUGAACAUGAAGUGUAGGAGUGAACACAGCCUGGGUGGAAUCACAUUUCACCGCCCAUAGCACAAUAUCACCCAGAGUAUUACCCACAAAUACUUCAUUAUACCACCCUAGUAACCAUGUAAACUAGGGGUUACAUGGUGAGUAGUAGAGCGCACUACUGAAUACUGUAGUUAGUAACUCUCUAUACCUUUCAGCGCCUGUAGGAGCUGGUCCUAUGACAACAUACUUGCCGAUUGUAGUAGUGACAGUGACUGUGUGUGUCUCUUCAGGAACUGUUCCCAUGAGAAGGUGGUGUCCAUGCUGCAGGGCAGUGGGGCCAUGCCCACCCUGGUGGUGGAAGACGGACCCUCUGGUUACUCCCACUCUGACCAGGGGGACGAGGAAGACUCUUCCCCAGGCCUUGCCCUUGCUGUGGCCCCCAGGUCCCGCUCCCGCUCCCCGGUCCCCCUCAGCUCCCUGCAGUGGGUGGCUGAGAUCCUACCCCCCAGCAUCAGGGUCCAUGGUCGCACCUUUAGCCAGCAGCUGGAUCAUCUCCUGACGGUGCAGGAGAGAUACACCAUCUGCAAGGCCCUGGAGACCUUCUUCCAACACAGGUGGGGGAGAGGGAGGGGAGAAGGGGGACGGUUGGUAUUGGAGGAUAGAAAGGGAGUAAGAGAGAGAGAGAGAGAGAGAGAGAGAGAGAGAGAGAGAGAGAGAGAGAGAGAGAGAGAGAGAGAGAGAGAGAGAGAGAGAGAGAGAGAGAGAGAGAGAGAGAGAGAGAGAGAGAGAGAGAGACCUUUUAUCUCUUCAAAUGUCAGGAAUGAUUAUAUAUUUGUUUGAAAUGCAUCACACAUCAAGGGUAAAGAUUACAUUAAUUGUAUUUGUACCUACCCUAGAAGGGAAUUACAGAAAUGUCUUUACAUAAUCUGACAUUUCCCUACCAAAUAACACACCUACCCUUCAAUAAUCUGCUUUAAUCCUAAUAUGGUUCAUUUCAUCUCAUUACAUGAACUAAAUGUAAAUUAUAUCAUUAUAUAAAUUUUAUUUUAUAUAAUGGUAAACUUGUCUAAUCUAAAGCAAUACAUGUUAUUUUACAGAGUACAGAAUCAAAGAGUCACCAAGACAAAUUCCCUAUCAACAUUACUGAAUAGCAAUAAACCUUUUCGAAAGUAUGAUUUUCUUUUGAUACUUUUAUUUUAGCAUGUUUGGGAAAGUAAACUCGCACACAUUAACGUGCUGCCAGGUGCAUGGAGAAAAAAGUAUUCUUAAUAAGAAAAAGAAGAAAAACUCCAGCACCCUGGUAGGAGUUGAGUUGUACCUCAGAGAAUGACUUGUACCUCCCUGUAAAAUACCCUGAUGAAAUGUUGGUUAAAAGAUCCAUUCAGUUAUUGGAAGCAUCAAGAUUACCAUUAGUUAAUUAUAACUAUUAAUUAUAUUAUUUAACACAUUAUUAGUGCUUUAGUUUUUCUUCUUUUUAUUGUAGCAUGUUUUAAAACACUUUUAUUUUAGCAACAAAAAAUAUUUCGAUUCUUUGUCUGAGAUGUUCAGAGUUUCUAAAAUGGCGGCUCUGCCCUUGUAUAUAUAUGUUCAGGAACGUGGACACCCUGAUUGUUGAUGUAUUCCCGGUGUUGGACACUCCAGCCAAGCAGGUGAUCUGGCAGUUCAUCUACCAGCUGUUGACCUACGAGGAGCAGGAACACUGUCAGAGCAAGAUCUCACGCUUCCUUGGCUUUAAGACUGCAGGUGGGUUAGCUAGCCAUUAGUCACAUCUCUCUGCCUGCUUGGGUUGGGAAGACUGCAGGUGGGUUAGCUAGCCAUUAGUCACAUCUCUCUGCCUGCUUGGGAUGGGAAGACUGCAGGUGGGUUAGCUAGCCAUUAGUCACAUCUCUCUGCCUGCUUGGGUUGGGAAGACUGCAGGUGGGUUAGCUAGCCAUUAGUCACAUCUCUCUGCCUGCUUGGGAUGGGAAGACUGCAGGUGGGUUAGCUAGCCAUUAGUCACAUCUCUCUGCCUGCUUGGGAUGGGAAGACUGCAGGUGGGUUAGCUAGCCAUUAGUCACAUCUCUCUGCCUGCUUGGGUUGGGAAGACUGCAGGUGGGUUAGCUAGCCAUUAGUCACAUCUCUCUGCCUGCUUGGGAUGGGAAGACUGCAGGUGGGUUAGCUAGCCAUUAGUCACAUCUCUCUGCCUGCUUGGGAUGGGAAGACUGCAGGUGGGUUAGCUAGCCAUUAGUCACAUCUCUCUGCCUGCUUGGGUUGGGUCUGUUGGGGGUGAGUGAGUUGAGUUACAGGAGGGGUCUCUGUCUGGUUAUGCCCUCAACGGUUUAGAUUUGUAUAAUUGUUUGUCUUCUCUUCCAUAGUGGGUGAUGCUUUUCUUCUUGAGAGACAAGGCUUGGCAGAGACAGCUAGAUAUUACCAUGACAAGAACUGACGACUAGAGGAUAUAUUUAUUGUUCAGUGGGUGUGUGGGAUAUUCUUAAAUAUUUCCUCUUGUCAUUCUAAUUCUUCUCUCUCUCUGUGUGUGCGUGUGUGUGUAUGUGCACAUGUGUGUAUGUGUGUGUGCAGCGGCUGCAGAGCCAGUGCCAGGUGCAGGACAGGAGCACCACAGGAGGAGCAGCUCAGUCCGUGUGUCAGGAACCUCCUACAGAGACACCGUACGGGAGAGGAGCUCUGACGACUGUAUCAUCAGAACACACCUGGGAAUGGGUACGAAUGUGAUCAGCUCAACAACUAUUUAUCCUUAUCCUUGAUUGGAAGGGUUUCCUCUCAACCAAUCAUUCCAGGGCUGAGGGUUCACCUGCUGCUGUUAACAGAGAACAUACACUGACCAUACAAAACAUUAGGAACACCUGCUCUUUCCAUGACAUAGACUGGCCAGGUGAAUCCAGGUGAAAUCUAUGAUCCCUUAUUGAUGUCACCUGUUAAAUCCACUUCAAUCAGUGUAGAUGAAGGGGAGGAGACAGGUUAAAGAAGGAUUUUUAAGCCUUGAGACAAAAUAUUUAAGUGCCUUUGAACGGGGUAUGGUAGUAGGUGCCAGGCGCACCAGUUUGUGUCAAGAACUGCAACGCUGCUGGGUUUUUCACGCUCAACAGUUUCCAGUGUGUAUUAAGAAUGGCCCACCACACAAAGAAUAUCCAGACAACUUGACACAACUGUGGGAAGCAUUGGAGUCAACAUGGGCCAGCUUUCGACACCUUGUAGAGUCCAUACCCAAACUAAUUGAGGCUGUUCUGAGGGCAAAAGGGGAGGGUGCAACUCAAUAUUAGGAAGGUGUUCCUAAUGUUUGGUAUACCCAGUGUAUAUCCAAGCCUAGUAUUGCAUUAAGCCUAUCUAUACUCUCAUAGGGCCAAAUCUUAACUUGAGAAAUGCAUACAGUAACUUGGGAUUUAGCAUAAACCGUACAUUGACACCAAUGGGAGAUUUGUGCAGAAAUUCAUGUUACGGUGUGUACUGUGUAGCGCACAGUAGAUCUCAAGUUAGGAUCCAGACCACAGUGACUGGACUACAGUCUCUGUUGCUUCUCCGUGCUGUUAACUACAUUAUCCUGCUGUCUCCCCUCCUCUCUGGGUUCGAGAGGAGGUGGAUGCUCAUGACUGCUUGUCCCUGUCCUUCAUGUGGACGCAGGGAUUCAUGUGGAUGCACCAGGGAGUGGGAGUGGGACACCCGGAGAGAGACAGUGUGGAGACGGCACCUCCUUCCCAGAGUCCCCUGACCUGAAUCACGUGGGUAUAAAACUGCAACACAAUGCUCAGACAUGCAGAGCCAGCGGUGCUAAUUAUGUGUGUACACCAGAGCCGGCUAUUUAUAAAGAUAACUACUUACCAGGCAAUGCUUUUACCAGUGCUUUUGGAAACACUUUAUCUGGACGUCUGCUCAUGAACAGUCUGAAAACAUUAUUAUAUGGUUAUGCUAACGUUUAAAGCAAGACAAAUAUGAGGCAUGUUGUUUAGGAUUUUUACUCAAGGUCAAUAAUGGUUAACAAACUAUCUAGUUAUGAUUCAUAAAGAGUUUAUAAGCAGACCUUGUGAUAAAGCGUUCCCAGUGCUUUGUGCUAACGGCCUGCUCACACCUACGACCCCUAGAUGUCAGGAGUGUACACGGAGCUGGAGAGUGUGUACACAGGGAAGAGUGCCGUGAAGGCCAUGCAGCAGAGUCACAGUCGCUGCUCUCCAUUGACCCUGCCUGACCGAGCCGAGCUGGGACAGACUGACGCCUAUGGCCAGUCUCCAGCUCGCUCCUCUCUCAGUCAAGGUAGCACAGGUAACACAGACAUACACACACACACACACACAGACACACACACACACUGUUGACACGGCAACCACUUGAAGCCAAAGGUCAGUAAAUUGUAAAGGUUACAAUAACAUUGUCAUAAACGUUGUCACUCAUACUCACUUCAAGGAUGCCAAAUAAGAUGAUUUAAGAUGGAACCCAUGUGGUUUAAAGAGACUUCUUUAGAGUAAAUGGAACCGACAGCUGCCACGUGGGUCAAGUUUUAUUUCAACCAAAUAAACCGCUGAGUCACAAAGUCCUCUGUUAGACACCUUUUAAAUAAUGGAGGGUUUCUUCUCCCCCCAACAGGGAACCGUAAAUCAGGUCUGUCUCUGACAUGGAAGGAGCCUCUGCCUGACCCUCUGUACGAGUUCUACCACGAGGGAACCAUCCCCUCUCCGGGUAGCGCUGACUCCAACCCCUACGUGAGCCUAGAGAGCCCACCUCUAUCCCCCCAGAACUCUGACGACCCCACCAGCCCCCUGUCCAGACGCAGGAAGCUUUUCACCUUCUCCAGACCCCCCCGGAGCAGGGACACUGACAAGUUUCUGGACGCUCUGAGCGAACAGCUGGGACACCGUGUCACUCUGGUGGAAGACUUCCUCCCAGGAGAGAAUGACUAUGAGGAGGUGAGAGACGGAGACAGUACAUGAAGAGAUAGUCACUAUGAGGAGGUGAGAGACGGAGACAGUACAUAAAGAGAUAGUCACUAUGAGGAGGUGAUAGACGGAUACAGUACAUGAAGGGAUAGUCACCAUGAGGAGGUGAGAGAGCCAGAGCCAGGUCAGAUCUGAAGACUGGAGGUGUGGCUUAGUAGGGGCAUAGCUUUCAAAUAGGUUUUUAAAGUUAUUUUUGGCUUUCAAAUAGUAAAUAUAAUGAUACUGUUGUACAGUAUUGUCAUCACAUGUUAAGGUUGAGCACUGAGACUUUUGUAGCUUUAAUGAGUUUUACACAAGAGUAUGAGUUUCUCAAGUGCCUAUAAGCAUAUCCCAAUGUAGGGAGAGUUACCACUUUGCUAUAAUAUUUAAAUAAUAAUGUUAUUACAUUUAAAUUAAAAUAUCUAUUUAGCAAAAAUAUUGAAGGAACAUUUUAAUUUGCAGUGUACAAACUUAACAUGAUGAACAGGAACAACAUUUACUAUCACGGGUGGCCAAAAAUACCUAUCUGAAAGCCAUGCCACCAAUAGGCCACGCCUACUGAAAAUAUCCUGAUUACCCAAAUAUGACCCAAUGUGUGUUCUGUCCACUAUUUACCCAGCGCUGGGUUGUUUUUAACGCAGCAUUUUUUUGAGUACCAGAUCAAAUUCAUUGAGUGCAGAAACAGUCAUGUCCAACAAGUUAUUAAAUUAUCUACAGUACAGUAUAAGAAAUCUGAUCUUUACUAACAUGAUACAGACAGUACAGUAAAUGUAGUUGUUAUUGCAUCAACAGAUAUUUAUGGGGUUGGUUUCCAUGGUUUCUGAAGAAAAGCAGUGCACGUGAAUAGGAAAUGAUUACAUACAUUAUCGAUGUACAAUGAAGGUUAAUUAUAAGGUGUGUCUGAAGACUGGUUACAAGAUGUAAAUCAGAUUACAUGGUGUGUCUGAUUAGGUGUGAGACUGAUGAUUAUCUGCUGUGUCCAGAUGAGUUUCCAGGAUGAGCAGGAGGUGAGCUACCUCCCCCGCCAGCUGAGCAGUGCCAGCAGUGAGGACAUCAGCAGCAACGAUGACGCCACCUCCCUCACCUACUCCUCCGGGUCAGAACACAUCCCCAUCCCCCCGCCCCCGCAGAGCGCCCCGCCGCCCCCGCCCUUCCCCACCCCCUUACCCCCACCACCCUUCAGCUUCUCCGACCCCCUCCCCAUUACCCCUGUCCUCUCCCACUUCUCCCCCGAACACAUCCCCAGGGCGCGCAUGUCCUUUCAGCCGCAGCACCCCAUCAUCCCCCCUCCCCCGCCUCCUCCACGGGCCUUCACGUACAACAGGCCGAUCCUACACAAGGUGCUGCCUACCAGAGAUGAGCUACAGGGCUGUGUCCACCACCAGGCUCCUCAGAUGACUCUCCCCCUGGGCCAUCGCUACUCUCCACAGCCCUCUCGCCCCAGGAACCUGCCCCGUCAGGCCAGCCAGCCUCAGCCCCUGACCCAGCCCAUCCUGUGUCCCCAGCUCUCCCCUCAGCCCAACAGGCAAAGCCAGCUUGCCCUCCAGAGACACCACCAGCUUCACCACCAGCCCUACCAGCCCCAGCCCCAGCUUCACCACAGCCUGCCCCCCCAGGCCCCUCACCUGUCCCAGCCCCAGAGUCACCCUCCCCAGCCCCCUCAAUCACAGACCUACGAGACCCCCACCUCAGUGUCAGAGCUCCAGAAACACAAGGUCCCCCCACCGCCCCCUCCACCCCUGCCGCCCCCCUGUGACCCGCCUCCGCUGCCCAAUUCCAGUCCCUGUGCUGGGGACACCAACCACAUGAGUGUGAGGAGACUGCGCUGGGAGCAGGUGGAGAACUCUGAGGGAACCAUCUGGGGACAGGCAUGUGUCGAGUCUAUUGUACUAACCCUGAACCUGGAAUCAGUACUGUUUGUUGUUGUUGUUGUGUUAAGAAAUGUAUUGACAGGUGAGAUACUUUGUCUGCUUUAGCUUGGAGAGGACCCCGACUAUGACAAACUGAGUGACAUGGUGAAGUAUCUCGAUCUAGAGUUGCACUUUGGUACCCAACGGAGUUCCAGUAAGUUCUUUAUUAUGACCUCUUCAUCAAACAUCUCAUCUCAUAGUCAUAUCAUAUAGUGUAUUCAUAUCACUGGUUCUGUUGAUAACAUUUUUUAAUAUUGUCCUUCUACCCUCAUAGUCAGAUAUAUUUAUUUAUUGAUGUAUUUAUUUGACCUUUAUUUAACAGGGAGUCCCAUUGAGACAAGGGAACCCUGCUAUACUGUAUAUUGCAAUAUAAUGAUUUUAUUUCAUAGCUGUGGAAAAGUACAUUGCUUUCAUUAAUUCAACAUGGCUUGUUUUGUGUUUCAUGGUGUCAGUGUAUUGCUGAUAUUCCAUGUUGUUGUUAUGCGUUUACAGUUCACCAAGUUGUCCAAUGGAGUCUACUAAGCGCGUCUAUUCACCUGCUCAUCAAAUGCAUUCUCCAUAAGGCACCACCUACCAUCCCUCUCUUCUCUCAUUACCCAUCCACCUUUAGUGCCUGUUAGUGUUUCCAACCCUGGUGCCUGGAGAGCAGCAUCCUUACACUGUGAUUAAAUGUGUCAGUCUCUCUUCCAGAGCCAGCCUUCCUGCCCGAGAGCUUUAAAAAGAAAGACGUGGUGGAGAUUCUGUCUCAUAAGAAAGCCUACAACACCUGUGAGUAUGACCAUGACCUUGGCCCCCAGGGAUCUGAACCAUGACCAUGGCCUUGACCCCCAGGGAUCAGAACCAUGACCAUGGCCUUGGCCCCCAGGGAUCUGAACCAUGAUCAUGACCUUGGCCCCCAGGGAUCUGAACCAUGACCAUGGCCUUGACCCCCAGGGAUCUGAACCAUGAUCAUGACCUUGGCCCCCAGGGAUCGGAACCAUGAUCAUGACCUUGGCCCCCAGGGAUCUGAACCAUGAUCAUGACCUUGGCCCCCAGGGAUCUGAACCAUGACCAUGGCCUUGACCCCCAGGGAUCUGAACCAUGAUCAUGACCUUGGCCCCCAGGGAUCUGAACCAUGACCAUGGCCUUGGCCCCCAGGGAUCUGAACCAUGAUCAUGACCUUGGCCCCCAGGGAUCUGAACCAUGACCAUGGCCUUGGCCCCCAUGGAUCUGAACCAUGACCAUGGCCUUGGCCCCCAGGGAUCUGAACCAUGACCAUGGCCUUGGCCCCCAGGGAUCUGAACCAUGAUCAUGACCUUGGCCCCCAGGGAUCUGAACCAUGAUCAUGACCUUGGCCCCCAGGGAUCUGAACCAUGACCAUGGCCUUGACCCCCAGGGAUCAGAACCAUGACCAUGGCCUUGGCCGCCAGGGAUCUGAACCAUGACCAUGGCCUUGGCCCCCAGGAACCUUUAUCUCAAUGAUCUGAACAGACCCUCUAGGGCCAGGUGGCUCUGAGAUUCAAACACAGGUUCUCUGAUUUCUACAGAAACAUGUUGUUGUUGUUUAUCAGUUAAGGUCUGUUUUUAUUGUCUAUGACUGUUUUGUGUGGACCCCAGAAAGAGUAUCAGUUGCUAAUGUAACAGCUAAUGGCGUCCAAAUAAACAAAUAAACCUCCUCUCCUCCAUCCCAUCAUUCCACUCCUCCUCUCCCCAGCCAUCCUGAUCGCCCACCUGAAGCUGUCUCCAGGUGAGCUGCGCAAGGUCCUGAUGACUAUGAGCACAGACAGACUGGAGCCGGCCCACAUCAAGCAGCUGCUGCUCUACGCCCCCGAUGACCAGGAAGUCAAACAGUACCAAUGUUUCGACCAGGACUCCGCCAAACUCAGCGACCCUGACCAGUUUGUCAUGCAGGUAACUGAGACGCUGUUGUGUCAAUGUUUCCCAAAUGGUUGGUCGGGAGCCACUGGUGGUUUCAGCCAAUGAUGUCUGUAUUGGCCCAGCCUGUCCCUCUAGGCCAGGGAUCAUCAUCUAGAUUCAUCCACGGACCGAUUCUUUCUUGAGCGGAUGGUUGGUGGGCCGGAACAUAAUUACAAAUAAUUUGUAGACUGCAAAUGAACCGCAAGAAGCCCAAACAGAUAUAAUAUUUGACUAAAACAUUAUAAUUUCAUCACAUGUCCCUCUAUUAUGGAUGGGAAUACUUGGGAACACAUUUCCAGAAAACCAAAUAAAACCACCCAGUUGGGGAACCCUGCUCUAGACUGUGGCUAGAAUGUUUUUAAAAUGUUGUUUAAGUAUUUUACUGUAUAAUCUACACUCUUAGAAAAAAGGGUUCCAAAAGGGUUCUUCGGCUAUCCCCAUAGGAUAACCCUUUUGGUUCCAGGUAGAACCCUUUUCCGUUCCAGGUAUAACCCUUUUGGGUUCCAUGUAGAACCCUCUGUGGAAAGAGUUACAUAGAACCCAAAAUGGUUAUACCUGGAACCAAAAAGGGUUCUUCAAAGGGUUUUCCUAUGGGGACAGCCGAACCCUUUUAGGUUCUAGAUAGCAUCUUUUUUUCUAAGAGUGUAGUACUAGUUUACUACAGUCGUGGUCAAAAGUUUUGAGAAUGACACAAAUACUAAUUUUCACAAAGUCUGCUGCCUCAGUUUUGAUGAUGGCAAUUUGCAUAUACUCCAGAAUGUCAUGAAGAGUGAUCAGAUGAAUUGCAAUUAAUUGCCAAGUCCCUAUUUGCCAUGAAAAUUUACUUAAUCCCCAAAAAACAUUUCCACUGCAUUUCAGCCAUGCCACAAAAGGACCAGCUGCCAUCAUGUCAGUGAUUCUCUUGUUAACACAGGUGAGAGUGUUGACGAGGACAAGGCUGGAGAUCACUCUGUCAUGCUGAUUGAGUUAGAAUAACAGACUGGAAGCUUUAAAAGGAGGGUGGUGCUUGAAAUCAUUGUUCUUCCUCUGUUAACCAUGGUUACCUGCAAGGAAACACGUGCCGUCAUCAUUGCUUUGCACAAAAAGGGCUUCACAGGCAAGGAUAUUGCUGCUAGUAAGAUUGCACCUAAAUCAACCAUUUAUUGGAUCAUCAAGAACUUCAAGGAGAGAGGUUCAAUUGUUGUGAAGAAGGCGUCAGGGCGCCCAAGAAAGUCCAGCAAGCGCCAGGAAGUCUCCUAAAGUUGAUUCAGCUGCGGGAUCGGGGCACCACCAGUGCAGAGCUUGCUCAGGAAUGGCAGCAGGCAGGUGUGAGUGCAUCUGCACGCACAGUGAGGCUUUUGGAGGAUGGCCUGGUGUCAAGAAGGGCAGCAAAGAAGCCACUUCUCUCCAGGAAAAACAUCUGGAACAGACUGAUAUUCUGCAAAAGGUACAGGGAUUGGACUGCUGAGGACUAGGGUAAAGUCAUUUUCUCUGAUGAAUCCCCUUUCUGAUUGUUUGGGGCAUCCGGAAAACACCUUGUCCGGAGAAGACAAGGUGAGCGCUACCAUCAGUCCUGUGUCAUGCCAACAGUAAAGCAUCCUGAUACCAUUCAUGUGUGGGGUUGCUUCUCAGCCAAGGAAGUGGGCUCACUCACAAUUUUGCCUAAGAACACAGCCAUGAAUAAAGAAUGGUACCAACACAUCCUCCGAGAGCAACUUCUCCCAACCAUCCAAGAACAGUUUUGUGACGACCAAUGCCUUUUCCAGCAUGAUGUAGCACCUUGCCAUAAGGCAAAAGUGAUAACUAAGUGGCUUGGGGAACAAAACAUCGACAUUUUGGGUCCAUGGCCAGGAAACUCCCCAGACCUUAAUCCCAUUGAGAACUUGUGGUCGAUCCUCAAGAGGCGGGUGGACAAACAAAAACCCACAAAUUCUGACAAACUCCAAGCAUUGAUUAUGCAAGAAUGGGCUGCCAUCAGUCAGGAUGUGGCCCAGAAGUUAAUUGACAGCAUGCCAGGGCGGAUUGCAGAGGUCUUGAAAAAGCAGGAUCAACACUGCAAAUAUUGACUCUGCAUAAACUUAAUGUAAUUGUCAAUAAAAGCCUUUGCCACUUAUGGAAUGCUUGUAAUUAUACUUCAGUAUACCAUAGUAUCAUCUGACAAAAAUAUCUCAUAACACUGAAGCAGUGAACUUUGUGAAGACCAAUACUUGUGUCAUUCUCAAAACUUUUGACCCCGACUGUACAGUAAUAUGUUACUUUACUAGCAAUAGUGACAGUAUUUUUCAAGUUCAUAAUCUGUGUGUGCCCAGAUGCUGAUGGUCCCUGAGUAUAAGACUCGCCUGCUGAGCCUCCAUUUUAAGACGACCCUGCAGGAGAAGACAGAGGAGAUGAAGGCUGGAUACGAAUGGAUCUACAGGGCCUCGGUAGAACUCAGAAGCAGCAAGAAACUGGCCAAGAUCCUUGAGGUAAUAAAACUAUUGUAACUCGCUCCCUGAGAGUGGAAAACAGUAGCUUAAUGGUUGAGAAAUGGCAAACAGCUCUCUUGUUUAUUUCAUAUUAUUUAUGUUACCCUGCUGUCGUAAUCUAAGGUUAUUAAAGAAGAUGCAUUGUGUGUAAAAUCAUAUAGGAUAAGAUAAUAUGAUACAGACUCCGAGGUAUGGAUAAUGUGGUGAUCACGAUGUGUUACUGGUAAACUGUAUCUAAACCUCUGUUUCUGUCUACAGUUUGUGCUGGCAAUGGGGAAUUACCUGAACAAUGGUCAACCCAAGACAAACAAAACCACUGGCUUUAAGAUCAACUUUCUCACUGAGGUAUGAAUGGAUGUUCAUGCUCUAACUGACUGGGCUUUAGCCCCAUUUGUCUUUUUAGGAUUUGUGUUGUCUUUGCCUUGGUGUUGACCUCUUUCUAAUGCCAAAUUCUAUCUCACCUUCCUUCUUACAGCUCAGCACCACUAAAACAGUGGAUGGUAAAUCCACCUUCCUCCACAUUCUUGCCAAAUCGCUAUGCCAACACUUCCCAGAACUGCUGAACUUUGCCAGGGACCUCACAACCGUGCCACUCGCAGCCAAAGGUACAGUAAGACAACAACACACAAUGCUCUUUACCUGGCUCUGUCCGUCAGCAGAACUCUGAGGUUCACUAGCAGAAUGCAUUAGUUCCAUUUAGUGCAUUUCAAUAUGUACUACAAGUCAUGUCCUUAUCAGGUUCCUGAUAAUCAGUUUCCUGAUAGUUACUUUUCAAUAUUGAGAUAUGCCUUACAGCAGUUAUCUCAUAAGACUGAAAAACUACAGCAUUUAUAAUGAAUGGCAUUGACAUUAGACACUAUGCAUUGGAUUUGUCUCAUAUAAGUCAUACUGCAUGGUUUUCAAUUUAACUUUCUCUGCAGUGAAUCAGGGAUGUGUCUCACAUGAGUCAUACUGCAUGGUUUUCUAUUGAACUUUCUCUGAAGUGAAUCAACGAGUCCUGACAGCUGAGCUGGCUGACCUCCACUCCAUCAUCAAGGACAUCAGGACAGCCUGUCAGAAGAUCCCUGCCACGGCCGAGGAUCACUUCGCUGCCGUCAUGAGUGUAUCCUUCCAUCAACAACAAGAAAGCCCUUCACAACACAUUUCACGCACAUAGUAACACACUGUAGUUAGUAAUUACACUGUAAUAGUCUGCAUUGUUGGGAAUGGGCUCGUAAGUAAGAAUUUCACAGUAAAGUCUACACCUGUUGUAUUCAGCGCAUUGGGAAAAUAAAAUUUGAUUUGAUUUACACUACCAGUCAAAAGUUUGGACACACCUACUCAUUCAAGGGUUUUUCUUUAUUUUUACUAUUUUCUACAUUGUAGAAUAAUAGUGAAGACAUCAAUAACUAUAAAAUAACACAUAUGGAAUCAUGUAGUAACCAAAAAAGUGUUAAACAAAUCAAAAUAUAUUUUAUAUUUUAGAUUAUUCAAAGUAGCCACCCUUUGCCUUGAUGACAGCUUUGCACACUAUUGACAUUCUCUCAACCAGCUUCAUGAGGAAUGCUUUUCCAACAGUCUUGAAGGAGUUCCCACAUAUGCUGAGCACUUGUUGGCUGCUUUUCCUUCACUCUGCGGUCCAACUCAUCCCAAACCAUCUCAAUUGGGUUGAGGUCGGGUGAUUGUGGAGGCCAGGUUAUCUGAUGCAGCACUCCAUCACUCUCCUUCUUGGUCAAAUAGCCCUUACACAGCCUGGAGGUUUGUUUUGGGUCAUUGUCCUGUUGAAAAACAAAUGAUAGUCCCACUAAGCGCAAACCAGAUUGGUAUGGCAUAGCGCUGCAGAAUGCUGUGGUAGCCAUGCUGGUUAAGUGUGCCCUGCAUUCUAAAUAAAUCACUGACAGUGUCACCAGUAAUGCACCCCCACACCAUCACACCUCCUCCUCCAUGCUUCACGUGGAAACCACACAUGCAGAGAUCAUCCGUUCACCUACUCUGCGUCUCACAAAGACACAGCGGUUGGAACCAAAAAUCUCAAAUUUGAGAUGUGUCUGUUACUUUAACUCUGUGAAUCAUUUAUUUGGGCUGCAAUCUGAGGUGCAGUUAACUCUAAUGAACUUAUCCUCUGCAGCAGAGGUAACUUUGGGUCUUCCUUUCCUGUGGGUGUCCUCAUGAGAGCCAGUUUCAUCAUAGCGCUGGAUGGUUUUUGUGACUGCACUUGAAGAAACUGAAAUUUUCCGUAUUGACUGACCUUCAUGUCUUAAAGUAAUGAUGGACUGUCAUUUCUCUUUGCUUAUUUGAGCUGUUCUUGCCAUAAUAUGGACUUGGUCUUUUACCAAUAGGGCUAUCUUCUGUAUACCACCCCUAUCUUGUCACAACACAACUGAUUGGCUCAAACACAUUAAGAAGGAAAGAAAUUCCACAAAUUAACUUUUAACAAGGCACACCUGUUAAUUGAAAUGCAUUCCAGUUGACUACCUCAUUAAGCUGGUUGAGAGAAUACAAAGAGUGUGCAAAGCUGUCAUCAAGGCAAAGGGUGGCUACUUUGAAGAAUCUCAAAUAUAAAAUAUAUUUUGAUUUGUUUAACACUUUUUUGGUUACUACAUGAUUCCAUAUGUGUUAUUUCAUAGUUUUGAUGUCUUCCCUAUUAUUCUACAAUGUAGAAAAUAGUUUAAAAAAUAAAGAAAAAGCCUUGAAUGAGUAGGUGUGUCCAAACUUUUGACUGUAAUUACACCAUAACAGUGGUCAGUAUGUUACUAGUAAGAAUGUGUCACUGUGCUUCGAAUGGUCUGACAGUUGACAGUUUGACCCUUGACCCUGGAGAUAAAGGGCUUCCUGGAGAACAGUCACCCAGCGGUUCAGUCUCUGGACUCUCUGCAGCUGAGAGCCAUGGACGAGUUCACUAAGGUGGCCUCGUACUUUGGAGAGGACAGCAAGGCCACCUCCACUGAGGCCUUCUUCGCCAUUUUCGCUGAGUUUACUUCUAAGUUUGAGGUGAGCCAGUAGCCAUAAUGAUGCCCUUGACAGGUCUCUGACCGUACAAUUUGACAGCAUUCAAAUGCAUCUGUGACUCAUGUACGAUGAUUGGUUCUGUUUUCCAGAGAGCACUGAAUGAGACCCAGGCCACUGAGAACCCCUGCAGCCCCAGAGUGCCCUCUCCCCUGGCCUGG